CAUAAAUAUUAACGAGUUUCCUUCUGUAAUCUUAAAAAGACUUGAAAUAGUGCUUUGUAUAUAUUUAAAAUCAUAAAAGAUUUGGCUAUUGUUUGUUGUAAUUAUAGAGGAAUAUGGGAUUUGUUGCAGCGUGUGUAUGUAUAUUUCUUCUUCUCGGAGAAUCUAAAGGAGGAUACAUUGAGGAUAUAAGCAUUAUCGGAGCCGGUAUUGGCGGUACCUACACAGGAUGGAGGCUUAGAAAUAAGGGCCUCCGGAUAGGUAUUUAUGAAUACUCUAAUCGUGUUGGUGGCAGGAUGUACACGAGAACUUUACCAGAUGCCCCUGAUCUUCCUGUUGAUUUUGGUGCCAUGCGGCUAAGGCCUGCAAACCACCCGAGGAUGAUUAAAGCCGGUAGAGAAUUAGGAUUAACAUUUGUACGUUUUGUUGAGGAAAUGGGACGGAUUCCCGAACGUACACGCCUUUACCUUCGAAACACCCACCUGUCGAUUCCUGAUUUAGGGACCCCAAGGACACCUUACAGACUUAGACCAGAGGAGAGAAGAAAUCCUUCGGACCUAGAAAGGUCCUUAUCUGAAUUGUUUACAAACUAUAACGGCUCUGAUCCAAAUACAGAGCUUUUUACUGCCGUCACUCUUAGAGAUGGGAUUCCUUUAUAUUUACAAAGCUAUAAAGAAGUUAUAAGAAAAACUGGAAUAAGCAAUGAGGCAUACAAUUAUAUAUUUGACAACAAUUUGUUCCAAUCCGGUUUCGGUGAUGAACAAUGCAUUGAGACUUUCCCUAAAACACGACGGGGUUUCGAAGAGAACACCAUUCCCACUGGACUUCCACGGGUUGUAUCUGUUCCCACAGGAAUGGGUUCAUAUCCCACAGGAUUUAUGAGGCGAUUCCUAUCAAGGAACCCGAGAAGGCACCGGUAUCAUCCAAACAGCCAACUUAUAAGAAUAUCAAGAACGAAAAGAGGACUUUACCUACUGAAAUUCAGAAGAACAAGAACUAUCAAUGGCAGAACUAUUCCUACAAACAAAUACUUCAACGUGAUCACACGUAAUGUAAUUCUAGCCCUACCAAAGGUACCGAUUCAGCGGAUUCAGAUGCCAAACUCCAACAAUCCUGUUUUUCAGUCGGCACUUAAUUCGGUGAUUGAUGUUCAAGCAUCAAAGAUUUUUCUUGUUUAUGACUAUCCUUGGUGGCUUCAAGAGCGCUUCAAUUUCACAUUUACCCAUUCAGAUCUUCCUUACAGACAGUCACUCCAUUGGGGGAUAUCUCGCACUAGUAAGGCGGUUUUUCUCAUGUCGUAUGCUGACUUUGACGAUGUAGCAUUCUGGAGUCCUCUUCAACGUAGAGGUAAUGUCAUUAGCAAAAGGAAUGAUGAUACUCGGGUAACCGACGAAGUUAUACGACACGCACAUAGCCAGAUUUCCAAAGUUUACAAGAUAGACUCCAGAUAUCUCCCUACUCCUGUGGACGGUAUGAUGUUUGUAUGGGACAAGUAUCCAUUUCAUGGAGGAUGGGUGUCUUGGAAACCCGGAUCAAGAUGGUACGACAUCAAAAACUACCUGACAAGGCCAUUUCCUCAAGACAAUAUAUUCAUUGUUCAUGGUUACUGGGGAGCGGAACAUAAUGGCUGGGGAGAGAGUUCGUUGGAAGCUGCUGAUGACGUAUUAACUCACUUUGGUCUUCCAUCUUAUCUUUCUAACACUAUAAGAAACAAAACAUAUUAGUAACUAAGUUAGUAAAGACAAAUUAAAUUUGCAAACUCAGUUCCUUACGGACCUUUUCAACAAAAAGCAUAUUCACUUUCCUAGACAUAAUGAAUAUAUGCAUAAUAAUAAUAAUAAUUGAUAUAUAAAAGUUGAACACUGCACUUAUGGAUGUUUUAAUGUGUUCUGAUUUCUUCAAUGGACACUAACCUUUAAUUAUGAACUUCUUUUAAAAAUCUUGGAGAUUGGGAAUGAAAAGAAGAACAUCUUCAUUCGCCGU
Molecule: messenger RNA, 1980 nt
Organism: Saccostrea echinata
Lineage: Eukaryota; Metazoa; Mollusca; Bivalvia; Ostreida; Ostreidae
Product: achacin-like
Exons: 5
Coding region: 114-1721 (535 amino acids)
Molecular function (GO): oxidoreductase activity
Source: RefSeq, a predicted model, not a curated record